UGAUGGACGUCAUCCUCUGUGUCGUGCUAAAGCUUUUGAUUCCGUUCAGUUUUCGUUUGAUGUCGCGGGUGUCUGCGCUUGUGAUGGUUGAUUCGCCGAAGCCAGAUGAUACGAAUCGCCGUUCAAUGAGCCACGGGUUAAAAAGCCAGGGAGCACAAAACGAUACAAAGUCGACAAAUCGGCCGAUCACGCUUCAAGUGAGCAAGUUCAACCAUGGGAGAUGAGAACACUGAUCCGCAUCUCGUCACGAUUCCGCGGCGACAGUCAUCAAGGCAGACACCAGGGGCCUGGCAUCACAGCAGAGCUUCCGGGUCGGCUCAGACGAUAUUGACAGACACCACCACGUCGCCUAUUUCACCCAGACCCAAGGAGUCUCUCCAUCGCACACCAGCGUGGUCCAGUGUUAAUGUCCGAAAAACCCGAAAAGCGGAGCAUGGUGGAAGCCUUGGACCCAUGGGAAAGUCGAGCACAAAACUGCGAAGGCUUCAGAUAUUUCAAGGCCAUAAUGAGGGCAGACCGUCCGCCCUCAAAGCGGAUCCUCAGCCGUUGCGAGAAAUUCCUCCCGAGGAUAAUAUCAGCCUUCGUGGUCUCGGGGGGCACGGGCAACCAUGGGUAACGCCAUCGCGAGGCGCGGAUCUGGCGCGAAGUUCGACGGAAAUACUUGCACGUCUACCCCUCUCGUCAUUCGGUCUGUCUAGUGAGAACUCUCGAAAACGCGGCUCGGUGAAACGGCGGGUGUUCUCGAAACUCCUAAGCUUCCGUCAACCGAAAACACAUCCGAGCACGGAACCGAUGAUGAAUGAGGGCUCAAAUCUUGGAGUCACUAGUAGGAACGGCAAGGAGGGGGGUUCGGUUACUUGCUCCGAUGGCAGUGUGACUGGUCUUCUCAACAUUCGGAACGAUACGCCGGAAGAUGCCACGAAGCAGAUCUAUAUGCCUCCCUGAAACGCCAUUCCUAUGAGACUCUGGAAGCCGAGCUUGAAAGCCAAACCUUUCGGACAGAGGACGCAGUCUCUCCAAGUACCGGUUCCGCCCCUUUUCCAUGUAGUGUGUCCUCCACAAAAUCUGUCAUACGGCACUACCAAACAGACGUAGGCCCUGAACCAGCGCUCACUGCAAAGU
Eremomyces bilateralis CBS 781.70 is the source of this 1122-nucleotide messenger RNA. RefSeq lists its product as uncharacterized. The record is from RefSeq and is a predicted model, not a curated record. NCBI's taxonomy places the organism in Eukaryota, Fungi, Ascomycota, Dothideomycetes, Eremomycetales, Eremomycetaceae. Bases 214 to 945 code for a protein of 243 amino acids. The transcript is spliced from 2 exons.